Paramecium tetraurelia is the source of this 678-nucleotide messenger RNA. RefSeq lists its product as uncharacterized. Gene Ontology annotation, molecular function: calcium ion binding; kinase binding. Lineage: Eukaryota; Ciliophora; Oligohymenophorea; Peniculida; Parameciidae. Gene Ontology annotation, biological process: calcium-mediated signaling. The transcript is spliced from 2 exons. The record is from RefSeq and is a predicted model, not a curated record.
AUGGGAAUUACAAAAUCAAAAUAAUAUUUACUCACAACCUAUGAACUCUAGGAAUUUGCUGAUCAAGCCAAUAUCCAGUUAGAAGAUGUGCAAUGUUUAUAUAAAAUAUUUUAAAAUCUCAGUAGUCUCAUCAAAGAUGAUGGAGUUAUUGAUUUCAAUGAAUUCCAUCGAGGAUUUCAGAACAAGUAAAAUCCAUUAUCUCCCUUAUUAUAAAGAUCGCAAGAAACCACGAAUCUCAUUUUCACAAGAAUCGAUCUCAAUAACGAUAGAGUUCUGAAUUUCAGGGAGUUUCUCUUUGGGUAUGCCACAUUCCUUAGUCAAAAUAAAGCAGCUUAAAUUAAAUAUCUCUUUAAGUUAAUCGAUAACAAAAACGAGAAUGUAAUUUCUAAAGACAAGAUCAUAGAGACACUUAAUUGCUUAUUACCUAAUUUUCCGCAAAUUCAACUCACUAGGGAAGAGGUUGAAGAACUUAUUGCUUAGGAGUUAGAUUUUAUUUUUAAUAAAUCAAUGCCCACAUUCAAACAAUUUAAUGAAGACUUAAUUGAUGAAGUUCAAAAAGAAAAAGAAAAAGAAAAAUAGAAAACCUUAGAUUAUCAAUAAUUUUACUUUUUCCUAUCUGAAAAUUCAUAUAUUUUAGAAUGGCUCAAUCUUCCGAAGAUAUUUCUAAAAUCAAAUUGA